CAUAUAAAUGUCGGCUUAUCUUUCCUCAGUGUUUUAUCAAAACACCUCGCUUUUAUCAAGCACGUUCCUGAUGCGGCAAAAAGCGACACUGUAUAGAGACGAUUGCACAAAAUGUCAGACGCAGAAGAGAGCAUCAUCGAGCGAUAUGAGCGUGCCAAAAGAAAUUUGGACCUGGUCUCGGGCGUGUGUUUCCUCAUUUGCCUGAUCGUGUGCCCCACUCUUUACUUCAUUUUCGGAGGCUUUGUUUUCAUUCUAUUCCUGCCUGUGUUUCUGCUCUUGAUUAUCGAGAUUUUGGCAACAUUGGCAUUGAUGGUGAUGAAAAGCCGCGCGCUGAAAAGAUUGGCGAACGUACGCUCUAUGGAAGAAUCCAGAACUCAGUCAGAAUAUCCUGCAGAAACCAAUGAACCGAAAAAGAUGCCUAAGAGAAUUUCUGGCAUCGUUACAAUUCCACAGCACGAGCACGCACUUCAACUCGCACAAAUCCACUAUGCCUACCCGCCUCCAAGGUACGAACAGUUGCAAAGGCCCCCUCCGUAUCAAAUGGUCAUAUUGAGUGCACCUGUGUCAAGUGUUCAACCCCAAGAGACCAGCAAUUUGCGCUUCUAAUUGUCACGAGAAGAUUUAAUUUUGAAUUUGAAUAAUAUUGGUUCAAUAAAUA
This is a messenger RNA of Cloeon dipterum, 658 nucleotides long. RefSeq lists its product as uncharacterized. The coding region runs from base 112 to 606 and encodes 164 amino acids. Lineage: Eukaryota; Metazoa; Arthropoda; Insecta; Ephemeroptera; Baetidae. The transcript is spliced from 4 exons. The record is from RefSeq and is a predicted model, not a curated record.